UGGACUACAGUUAUCAGUCAUAGACGAUACAAUCUAUGUACAUAAGUGUAUAAUCUAUGGGCUAUAUAUGUUAUCAGUUGUUAGUUGUAUGAACAAAUUUACUCGGAAAUAAAUACUAAUUUUACUAUUAUAUGUUAUCCCUUGCAUAACAAAUAAGUUAAUUUAAGUUUAACAACCAAAUAAUGAGCCCACGUAAAAAGAAAACUAAAUUAGGACCUGCGGCAAGAGCAAAAAUAAAACGCGAACUUGAAUCUACUGAGUCUAAUAAACGUAGAAAAAGUGAUUCCACAACAGAGGAGGAAGAGAAGAAAAGUAAGAAGCGAAAAAACUUUGUAACAGCAUGUGAACAAGUAUCUCUUAAAGAAUACAUGAACUAUUCGAAAAGAUUCAGCUUACUUCAUUUUCCUAAAUGUUCGAAUUCUUCUUUGUGUACACAUCAAAACACCACUAUGAAUAUUGUGCCCAUACCAACAAGAAUUGAAGAAUCAUUUAAGAUUGAAAUGAAAUCAAAUUCAUGGUGUGAGGCUCUUGAAAUUUGUUCUCUCUCUAUCAGCCCUACACAGUACUUAUCACAUACUAUAUUGAAGGAUGUUGUUGAAAUAAUGAUGAAUGCCCAUGAGGACACCUCAUCUAAAUUCACAAUGUCAAAUCUCUUAGAUCAAUGUCAACAAGUACUAUCAUUGAACUUCAAUAUGCACCCACCCUGCAUGGUUAAAAGCAUAAGAAAAUGUUAUUUAAAAUUCCUAACAUCUCCUAUGGAUCUGAAAGAAAAUACAUUUACAAAUAGAUCUGAAUUUAACUGCGAUAAAGGUAUAAUUAAGUACUGUUUCAAUAGAUUGGAACAUGAAUUAUCUUAUGAGAGCAAAGAUGAGGCUUUGGUUGAUAAGUUUGAAAACACACCAGAUAAUAUGAAACAAAGUGUACAAGGAUUGCACUGGCAAAAGGAGAAAUUUGAAAUAUUUGAAUUGUUGAACAGAUCUGAUAGAAUAGAACGACUAAUGUCAGUACUAGAAACUGUAAUAGAAUUAUUACAAUUUGAUGUGGUUAUAUGGCACUCCAGAUAUACUAACAAUCUAGGAAAUCACAUAAUGAGAUCUCAUAGACCUCUUAUGGCACACAUUUUAUGGUCAUCAAAUAUUUUAUAUACUGGUGCAGUGAAUAUAAAUUGUAGACAAAUAUUAAGGAUUUUUGUAUAUUUUAUUCAUCUACAAUAUCCAGAGCAUCACAUUAAAACUAUGACAAUAUGGUUAAACACUAUGAUACAGACUUUUUAUAUAUGUGAAAAUAAUUCAAAUAGUAACUACCCAAAUACUGGGAAGUAUUGUAAUAAUUUUGCAAAUGAGUUAUUCAAAAUAAUUUCAGAAAUGCCUCCAUCAACUAUCUUAAGAAUAUUAGAAAGAAUCAAACCAACAUUUAUGAGAUAUUUAGUGAGCAAACAAUAUUUAAAUACAAUUUUAUCAACAGAUGAAGAAGAAAUUAUAAAAGUACUUAUAAAAUUCAUUGAGAGAUCAGAAUGGAAACAUUUUCCAGAAUCAAAUGAAAAGCCUCAAAUACCAAAAACAUUAAAAGUUCCCCAUAUAAAACCUAAUAAAUUGCUAACAUAUCUUUCAAAAACAUUGACAAAAACAGCAUAUUUAGUUGUUGAUAAAAAAAGUGAUUCUAAGGUUCUCUAUCCAAAAUUUAUACCUCUAGAAGAUAUGAGUAAAGAGAUUAUUGAUCAAAAAUAUGUUGUUUUGUUAAUUUUUAUAACAUUUCAUGCUUAUUUGGACGCUUUUAGUGUGCAAGAAGUUCAAGAAACAUUAGAUAAAUUAAAUGAACAGUUAGAUCAAGAAAUACCAGAUAGCGAUAAAAGAAAUAACAUUGAAGUUAUUUCAUAUUCAGUUACUGAGGAUUUAAUUAAGAAAUACAGAUCAAUAUAUCAAAUGUUAAAAGACCUUAUACUAUUAUUGCAAAGGAAGAAAGGUGAAAUACCUGAUAUAAUACAUAUACUUUUUGAAGCAUUACCCUUAUUAGGGUUAUAAUUUAAAUUGUUGGUAAUU
Molecule: messenger RNA, 2039 nt
Organism: Zerene cesonia (dogface butterfly)
Lineage: Eukaryota; Metazoa; Arthropoda; Insecta; Lepidoptera; Pieridae
Exons: 6
Coding region: 183-2021 (612 amino acids)
Source: RefSeq, a predicted model, not a curated record